AAGUGAUUGCUAAGCUAUCACAAUCAAUAAAAGAUCAUAUCGGGCAGCAUGAGUGUAAAUGCAACCGCUGAGCAAGAGGUUGUAUCGCGCAGCAUGAGUGCAACCGCUGAGCAUGGGCAAGUGAAUUCCUCGCCUAAAAAGGUGGCCAAGCCUUGGUACAAGAAUAAGCGAUGCAUGAUCCCUCUGAUAUUUAUCAUCAUUGCACUUCUAGUCGCUGUAAUCGUCGGAGGAUUGGCGGCCGGUGGCGUGUUUGAUUCAGAAACUAAAUCUCAGGGGCUAUCGGAAGGCGAUUCCAGCAAUGUAGUGCAACUCGAGGAGGAUACAACGACACCCGACCCAGCUAUCGCAGGAGACAGUGGAGAUUCAUCGCAAUCAACCACCAGUGCGAAUAGUGAUGGUUCCACUACAAGUAGUGAUGGCACCGCUGCAAGUGAUGACACCACUACAGGUAGUAGUGUUGCUGCAGAUAGCGAUUCUUCAACAGCCGUGGCCGUAGAUGGAGAUCGAUUCAUUGACGGAUAUCUACCUCCUGCCAAGUACACCGCUGAUGAAAUUGCAGAAAUGAGGCCGGAUUGGCAGAUAUUCGAGGACUUGGUGAUUCCUUGGUCCGAGUGGUCUGCGCUGUGUGGUGAUGGCAUCUGUGGUGAAGGUGAAUGGUGCCGCAAUUGCCCACAAGACUGCGAGUGCACUUUCAACUGUGGUAACGGGGUGUGUGAGGAUGGUGAAAAUGGUUGGACGUGCGCCGACGACUGCACACACAUUACAGCGUCCUGCGGCGACGGUGUCUGCCAAGAAUACGGUACCUUCGCUACGAAUUCAACUAACUACCGCAUCGGAUUUGAGACUCCG
Sphaeroforma arctica JP610 is the source of this 849-nucleotide messenger RNA. RefSeq lists its product as hypothetical. The annotation marks the transcript as partial. NCBI's taxonomy places the organism in Eukaryota, Ichthyosporea, Ichthyophonida. The transcript is spliced from 3 exons. The record is from RefSeq and is a predicted model, not a curated record.